Molecule: messenger RNA, 534 nt
Organism: Trichomonas vaginalis G3
Lineage: Eukaryota; Parabasalia; Trichomonadida; Trichomonadidae
Product: phage tail repeat-like family
Exons: 1
Coding region: 1-534 (177 amino acids)
Source: RefSeq, a predicted model, not a curated record
AUGAACAUUGAAGGUCAUGCCAGAAACUUUGAAGCAUACGAACUACCAGCAAUGUUAGAUAAGAAAGCCGACAAAACAGAACUUCAAACAAUGAAGACUCAGAUUCUUGAAACCAUAUAUCCUAUAGGCUCUAUUUAUACGUCAAUGAACUCAACAAAUCCGGCAAGUGUUUUAGGUUUUGGUACGUGGCAGCAGAUUGUAGAUAAAUUCUUAUACUGUGCUAACUCUUCAAAGCAAACAGGAGGCUCAAAGAAAAUUAAAGAAGCAAACUUACCUGCGCACACUCAUACAGGAACGACAAACCUUUCUGGCGACCAUAGCCACUCAUUAAGAGACCACCCAUUAUACAACUCAGACUAUAAAGCUGGCAAUGACGUUUUAUCUCCAUCUUAUAACAAUUCAGCAAAAAAGACUUUUCGACCAACUGAACCAGGAGGAAAUCAUGUCCAUACUUUCACAACAAAUCCAACAGGCUCGGGUGAAGAUUAUAUGCCACCAUUUAUGACGGUUUAUGCAUGGUACCGCGUUCAAUGA